This is a messenger RNA of Haliotis rufescens (red abalone), 327 nucleotides long. Its product is annotated as octapeptide-repeat protein T2-like. The transcript has 2 exons. Bases 1 to 327 code for a protein of 108 amino acids. NCBI's taxonomy places the organism in Eukaryota, Metazoa, Mollusca, Gastropoda, Lepetellida, Haliotidae. The record is from RefSeq and is a predicted model, not a curated record.
AUGUAUGAGCAUGAUGCUGAAAAACCUGGAAACAUAAUCAGGAUAGAGGGAGUGAGGGAGGGAACGGGCAAGGGAGCGAGGGAGGGAACGAGCAAGGGAGCGAGGGAGGGAACGGGAAAGGGAGGGAGGGAGGGAACGGGCAAGGGAGCGAGCGAGCGGGCAAAGGAGCGAGGGAGGGAACGGGCAAGGGAGCGAGGGAGCGGGCAAGGGAGCGAGGGAGCGGGCAAGGGAGCGAGGGAGCGGGCAAGGGAGCGAGGGAGGGAACGGGCAAAGGAGCGAUGGAGGGAACGGGCAAAGGAGCGAGGGAGGGAACGGGCAAGGGAGUGA